UUUCUCGCAACAAAAAACAAAAGCUAACCCAGAAAAAUUUCCCAAGAUCCAGUCGAGAAAAUUCAGUUAAAAUCCCGACCCCAAAAAGAUUUCCUCUCUCUCUCUCACUAUCCCGCCCAAUUCCCGUCUCUUUCUCUCUCUAGAGUCAAUUUUCUCUCUCUAGGGCUUACCUAGUCCCCAAUGUUUCUCCCAUCUUAAUUUCUCCAAAUUCUCGAUCCCAAUUCUGCCCUAGAAUUCUCGACUGGCUUUCGCCACCCCAAUGGAGGAAGAGAAGGGCGGCAGCGGCGAAUCCUCCAGGCCUUCGUCCAAGUUUGUGAAAGCCGGUGACCGGCAAAUGUUCACGGUGGAUCUCCGGCCCGGCGAGACCACCAUAGUCUCGUGGAGGAAGCUCAUGAAGGACACGAACAAGGUCAAUGGUGGGCCCCCGACCUCGGCACCGGAACCUCCUCCUGUCAACGCUCACCCUGCUCUCGAGUCUCGGAUAGCUCCGUUGUUUCAGGUCCAACAACCAUCUGGAGAUGAAGCAAAAGAUGAAGGGAAAGAUGAAGCUGCGCCAAAUCGUUUUAGCGCUGUUAUUGAGAAGAUUGAACGCCUAUAUAUGGGUAAAGAUAGUAGUGAUGAUGAAGGUCCAAAUGAUGUUCCUGAUGAUGAUCAGUAUGAUACCGAAGACUCUUUUAUUGAUGAUGCUGAGUUGGAUGAAUAUUUUGAAGUUGAUAAUUCAGCCAUAAAACAUGAUGGAUUCUUUGUAAACAGGGGAACGCUGGAGCGCAUUAAUGUACCUGCUGCAUUACCUAACCAACAACCAAAAAAAAGGCGAAGAAAAGAGGCUAAAGGACCUGGGGAAAAUGAUGACAUUCAUGUGCCAAAUAAACACACAAAAGUUGGUAAGACAGCAGCAGCAAAGAUUACACCAACACUUGUGAAGAAUUCAUCUACUCCUACUCAAACCAUUACUGGAACCAUUGAACACCGUGCAGAUGUGAAAUUUCAGAAUCAGUUGAAUGUUUCUGGACCUUCAUCCACAAGGAAGUCUACUGAAUCCAAAACAGUAAUGGACCCUUCGUUUAUGAAAGUGUCAGACGGAGAUGCUUUUGUACUGCAAGCGGAUGUGAAGGAUAUAGAUAAGCAGAAGGCAGGAGUCCUCUUGUCCAAAGACUCAAGUAACAAAUUUAAAGAUGCAGGUGGAUCAUGUGAUGGUUCAUAUCAGAGAUACCAUGACAAAAGUGCUUAUGCACAAACCAAACACCAAUCUGGGAGAGCAUCAAGUAAUGUUGAUGAGUUGGAAUCAUUGGUUCGGGCCAAACAUAAAAAUGGGAUUCGUGAGAUUCCGGACCUUAAUCUCUCAGAUGGAAAGUACUCUCUUCCAACAACUAAAUCUUCACAUGUGCACAAAAAGGAUGGCUCUAGUAUGAAGUCCAAAAGUUCAAUGCUUGAAAAGGCUAUUAGGGAGUUAGAGAAGAUGGUAGCUGAAUCUAGGCCACCUGCUGCGGAUAAUCAAGAGGGAGAUAAUUCAUCCCAAGCAAUUAAAAGGAGAUUACCUAGAGAACUAAAGAUGAAACUUGCUAAAGUUGCUAGACUAGCGCAGGCUAGCCAUGGGAAAAUAACAAAAGAGUUACUUAACCGGCUUAUGAGUAUUCUUGGUCACUUAAUACAGCUCAGAACAUUAAAGAGAAACUUAAAGGUCAUGAUUAGUAUGGGUAUUUCAGCAAAAAAGGAGAAAGAUGAGAGGUUUCAACAUGUAAAGAAGGAAGUUAUAGAUAUGAUUAAGAUAAAGGCCCCAUCCUUGGAAUCCAAGGCAUUGGAACAACAAGCUGGAGCAUCAGAUGAUUUUCAAGAAACUGCUUCUGGAACAAAAGAGCUUUCGAAAAGAAAAUUUAGCAUGGAUGCUGCAUUGGAGGACAAGAUUUGUGACCUCUAUGACCUUUAUGUUGACGGGCUGGAUGAAGAUGCAGGUCCGCAAAUAAGAAAGCUGUAUGCCGAGCUAGCGGCAUUGUGGCCUAAUGGUUUCAUGGACAAUCAUGGGAUCAAACGCGCAAUUUGUAGGUCAAAAGAGAGAAGGAGGGAGCGAUACAGCCGAAAUAAAGAGCAGGAGAAAAUUAGGAGGAAAAAGAUGUUGACACCACGAACAGAAGAGACUAUUCGAGUUGAGAGGUCAAUUACCCAGCAACUAUUAAUGCAAGAGAGAAUGGCAACUGAACAAAACAGUCAGAGCCCGACAAACAAGCCGACAUCUGGUACAACAGCAGCCUUGGGGGUACCUGGUCCAAUAAACGGUCCUAGCUUUGACAGACUUAAACAAGAGAAGCUCAAGGGAAGUUCAAGCAGUUCCGCAGACGACACACGGGUUGGAGACGGUGCAUUGACGAAGAAGAAGACGAAGAGGAAGCCAGAACAAGAAUUGGAUGAAAGUCGUAUCCGCCCGGAGAAAUUACCUUCUCAGUCGGGGGAGGAAAGGCACAAGUCCUUAAAGCCGGCGGCCGGGCCGCCCCAUAAAUCGAACCUCCAGUCCACAGUUGUUCCAAGUGUGGAGCAGUCUAGCUGACAUAAUAUAUAGCAGACUAAUUAGAAAAUUUACUGCAUGGUUGGUGCCCUAUGAUAUGAUAUGAUGGAUCUGAGAUUUGCCCUUUAAAUAGAGUGCAAAAAGCUGUGUUUUUACUUUUAAUUUUGCAAUCUAGUUUUCUACUGUUCUUUCUUUUUCCAA
Molecule: messenger RNA, 2701 nt
Organism: Pyrus x bretschneideri (Chinese white pear)
Lineage: Eukaryota; Viridiplantae; Streptophyta; Magnoliopsida; Rosales; Rosaceae
Product: ubinuclein-1-like
Exons: 13
Coding region: 260-2542 (760 amino acids)
Cellular component (GO): nucleus
Source: RefSeq, a predicted model, not a curated record